Messenger RNA from Syngnathoides biaculeatus (alligator pipefish), 4845 nucleotides. RefSeq names its product protein diaphanous homolog 3-like. The transcript has 29 exons. Gene Ontology annotation, biological process: actin cytoskeleton organization; actin filament polymerization. Gene Ontology annotation, molecular function: actin binding; small GTPase binding; microtubule binding. The coding region runs from base 176 to 3787 and encodes 1203 amino acids. NCBI's taxonomy places the organism in Eukaryota, Metazoa, Chordata, Actinopteri, Syngnathiformes, Syngnathidae. Gene Ontology annotation, cellular component: cytoplasm; actin filament. The record is from RefSeq and is a predicted model, not a curated record.
UGUGGACAUUAUUGGUCAACUCAAACGAACACAUUUCAUACCUUUUUCGCGCGGGGCUGUCAAAAAGUCAAGUCUGUGUCGGCAGCAUUUCACAUAAUUAGCGGGGGGGAAACAUACCUACAGAGAAAGUCGAUGCCCAACGCCAUCCUCAGAUAGAUGUGCACAGGUCAACAACAUGGACACUUACGGUCAGUGGUUUGAAGCUACGUCGGGACGAGAUGGUAAAUCUCAUAAGAAGAAGGCUUCCUCCUCCCACCUCAGUACGCCAUGCCCCGAAGAAGGAGACCGCAAACCCAAGUUUCACCGGCCAUUUAAAAAUCUCACUGAUGACGUGCUGGACAGAUUUGCAAGUAUUCGGAUCCCAGGAAGUAAAAAGGAGCGGUCAGCGAUGCCCCAUCCUAAACACAGUACUACUGAUUGGUCUGUAUUUUCAUCGUCCAGCUCCCAGUUUGAGGAACUUUCAUCAAAGAUCACUUCAGAAAAGGAAAUAUUGGCACUGUUUGAAAAAAUGAUGGAGGACAUGAACUUGAAUGAAGAAAAAAAGACUCCCUUAAGAGACAAGGACUUGAAUACAAAGAGAGAAAUGGUCAUCCAGUAUGUCUGUACUUCUUCCAAAAUGGGUAACUUGAAAAGCAGCUAUCAGAUAUCUCCUCAGGAAUUCCUAGGAGAGCUUAAAUCAGGGGUGAUGGAAGAACGCCUCUUUGCUUGCCUAGACUCACUGCGUGUGUCACUUACCAGCAAUCCUGUCAGUUGGGUGCAAAGCUUUGGUCAUGAGGGCCUUGGACUUCUCCUUGACAUAUUGGAGAGGUUGCUGUCCAAGAAACAGCAGGAGAGGAUCGACAAAAAGAACCAACAUAAGGUUAUCCAAUGUCUAAAAGCCUUCAUGAACAAUAAGUAUGGGUUGGAUAGAAUACUUGCUGAGGAGAGAAGUCUUGCUUUACUAUCAAGAGCAAUAGAUCCCACACAAUCCGCUAUGAUGACCGAUGUGAUGAAGCUGCUGUCGGCCAUCUGCAUUGUGGGCGAAGAGAACAUUUUGGAGAAAGUCCUUGAAGCCAUCACCACAGCUGGGGAAUGGAGAGGCAUUGAGAGAUUUAAUCCCAUUGUGAUAGGACUACGAGAUCACUCGGUGCAGUUACAAGUAGCAUGCAUGCAGUUAAUCAAUGCGCUUGUGACGUCACCUGAUGAGCUGGAAUUAAGGCUGCACAUCAGAAAUGAAUUUAUUCGCUGUGGUCUUAAAGCCAUUUUACCGCAACUGUCAACUGUGAGGAAUGAGGCCCUUGACAUUCAGCUCAAGGUGUUUGAGGAACACAAAGAAGAGGACAUGAUUGAUUUUUCUCAUAGGCUGGAGGACAUCAAAAGCGAGCUGGAUGAUGCGGGAGACCUGUUCAGUGUUUUGCUGAAUAUGGUGAAGGACAGCAGUGCAGAAAACUAUUUCAUCUCUAUCUUGCAGCACUUGGUCCUCAUUCGCAACGACUACUUAGUCAGGCCUCAGUACUUUAAAAUCAUUGAGGAGUGUGUAUCUCAAAUUGUUCUGCAUCGUCACGGAACAGAUCCAGACUUCAGUUAUCGUAAACGUCUUGAUGUGGAUUUCAGCCACCUCAUAGAGGUUUGUGUAGAUAAGGCGAGAUUUGAGGAGUAUGAACAAAGAGCUUUGGAACUGGCAGAAAAGUUUGAUGAAGAAUUUUUAAAACGCCAGGAGACCCAAGCUCAGCUGGUUAAGGGUGAAGAAAAGAUAGCUGAGCUUCAAGCUGAGCUCCAGGCUUUCAAGUCUCAGGGUGGAGCUGUACCAGUGGUUGGCUGCGUUGCACAGGUGUCUUCAUUACCCUGUGGGCUUUCACCCUCUAACCCAGCAUCUGGGUUGCCAGUUCCUCCUCCACCCCCUCUUCCUCCAUUACCUGGAUGCACUGCACCCCCUCCUCCACCUGGAGUGCCUCCUCCAUUUGGUGCCCCUCCUCUACCCCCAUUAGGAUUUGGGUGCAAUUCAGGCUUGUCCACUUGUCUUGCAUUGCCUUAUGGCCUUAGACCUAAGAAGGAGUUCAAGCCUGAGAAUUCCACAAAACGCCUUAAUUGGUCCAAGAUCCAUCCCCAGGAAAUGUCAGAUGGUUGUUUCUGGGUGCUCGCAGAUGAUGACAAAUAUGCAAAGCCUGAUUUGCUUAGCAGAGUUGCUCUCACUUUUGGUUCACAAAAACCAGCAAAAAGAGAAGAGGACGAUCUGGAUGACAAAAAAUCAAUUAAGAAGCGAAUUAAAGAGCUGAAGGUUCUUGAUCCCAAGAUUGCGCAGAAUCUAUCCAUUUUCCUUGGUUCUUUCCGCAUGCCUUAUAAAGAAAUUCGGCAAAUGAUAUUAGAGGUUGAUGAAGAGCAGCUGACCGAACCAAUGAUACAGAACCUUGUGAAACACUUACCUGAGCAGGAGCAGCUGAAUGCAUUGGCUAAGUAUAAGAAUGACUAUCCAAAUUUGUCAGAGCCGGAGCAGUUUGGAGUUAUUAUGAGCAGCGUAAAGCGGCUUCGCCCACGACUCAACCAUAUCCUCUUCCGACUGCAGUUUGAGGAGCAGUUAAACAAUCUGCGUCCAGAUAUUCUGGCUGUAAAUGCAGCUUGUGAUGAAGUCAGGUCGAGUCACUCCUUUGGCCGCUUACUGGAGCUUGUGUUGUUGCUGGGCAAUUACCUGAACGCAGGUUCCCGAAAUGCCCAGUCAUUCGGCUUUGAACUCAGUUCUCUCUGCAAGUUAAAGGAUACAAAGUCAGGUGACCAGAAGACCACGUUGCUUCAUUUCCUGGUGCAAAUAUGUGAGGAAGAAUUUCCAGAUGUGAUCAAAUUUGUUGAGGACUUCAAACAUGUGGACCGAGCAAGCAGGGUGUCUGCAGAGAAUUUGGAAAAGACCCUCAGGCAGAUGGAGGGGCAGCUGUUGCAGCUGGAAAGAGACCUCAAGACUUUCUCUUCCCCGGAUGACCCCAGUGACAUGUUCGUUAAUAAAAUGGCUAGCUUCAGCAAAGUGGCACGUGAGCAGUAUGGCAAGCUGGUAAUAAUGCAGAGCAACAUGGAAACACUUUACCUGAAUCUUUUGGAGUAUUUUGCCGUUGAUCCAAAGAAAACAUCAGUAGAUGAGUUCUUCUCUGAUCUCAGCAACUUCCGGACCAUGUUCACACAAGCACUCAAAGACAACAUGAAGCGUAAGGAAUCUGAGGAGAAACAAAGGAGAGCUCAGGCAGGAAAGGAAAAAGCUGAGCGUGAAAAGCAGGAAAGACAGCAGAAGAGGAGCGGGUUACUUGAACUUAAUGCAGAGAAUGAUGAGACAGGUGUGAUGGAUAGUUUGCUGGAAGCCCUCCAAUCAGGAGCUGCAUUCAGAGACCGCAGGAAGAGAGCACCCAGACCCAAAGAUAUACAGAAGAAGGCCAUAAGCCCCAGCUCCUACCGUCAGGUUUUAAGGCCUAUUAAUCAUGAAAACAAGAAUGCACCUUUACAUCGGUCUCGCUCUCGGCUGGAUGUAAAUGUGAGUUCAGCACUUACGAAGGGUACACCCAUCAAGGAGUCUGACAUCCAAACAGCACCGGCCAAAGCUGUGGUGUGUUCAGUGAUAGGACGCAGUUACAGAAAUAUCCCAGACCACAAUUAUGGGUCAGCUAGUGAGAAAGAGCUGGGCAAGGAAGACCCCAAACCUUCACAGAUGAAAAAAGGGGCUGAAGGGGAGCCUCUGACCUCUCAAAUAUCCUCUGCCGGUGCCAUGGUUGGUAGCAGCAGUGAGGAGUCUGAUGUUGAAGCUCUGUUGGCAAAACUUAGGGCCUUGUAGUACUUGUCCUCCAAAUGAGGUUAUAUUAAAACCAUAGCCGUUUUCAAACACCACAAUAUAAUAUAUUUGCUUUGUAAUUUGGACAAAAGUACCAAAUAUGGUAUAUGAGUAUUAUUGAAAGAAAAUAAAUCCUUGAUGAACCGGAGUAGAAUGACUUCUAUUAAAUCUAUAAGAAGUUUACAUACUAGGGGGGGAAAAAAAGUAGAGCACAAUCAACUAAUAACGUGGUUUAUAAGAUGACUGCAAGGGAAAAUACAAAGUCAUUCUAUGGCUCAUUGGUAAAAUCAGACCUUUGCUACUGUAAUUUUUCUUACGUGCAAACAUUCCUUUAAAUUGAACUCAAUUACCCAGCACUUUCUAAUCUAUGGUUCUAAUUCAGAUUUUCACUUGUAUUCCAUUUCCUGUCUUUAUCUUAUAUUAACAUCUAUUUAUUUAUUUUUCUUAUCCUAUUUGUCAGCAAGCUUUAAUGAAAAAUUAUGUGAAAACUUUUGCAUUACAUUACUAUUUGGACAGUUUUCAACUUAGUCUUGUUACACUUGUUUUAUCUCUGUGUCCUAAAAAAAAAAAAAAAAAGAACUGACACGUUCAAAAAGUUUGUGUCUUGGCCAAAAACACUCCACUGUUAUUUGCGGAGGUCCAUAUUCCAUUAAAUCAAACGUUUUUUUUUUUUUUUUUUUUUUUUGAGUCCUUUUUCUAAUGAAAGAAACUACUUUGGUAUGAAUUCCUAUGUAAUUACCACAAGAAAAAAAACAGUUCUAGUCAGAUGAAUUACAUUUAUUUGCUUUUGGCAUUUUAAGGUUUGGGGUUAUAUUUUCCUUAUUUUGUGUAUUAUAUUUUCUAUUAAAGAGAUGUUUUCUACCUUCUGUCUACCUUACUAAAUGUAUUUUUCAAAGAAUGAUCAUUUUAGGGCUUAAGUAAAAUUUAGUUAAAGUAUUUUGUAGAGGAGGGGACAUUUAUACAGUAGUAGAGAUUGUUUAAAAAUAGCAUCCAUCAUUUGGAGAAAAAAAUUAUACCGAAUCCUGAUAUUGUAUGCUCCUUUUAUAAACUACUUUGCAAUA